Messenger RNA from Struthio camelus australis, 5590 nucleotides. RefSeq names its product kelch-like protein 31. NCBI's taxonomy places the organism in Eukaryota, Metazoa, Chordata, Aves, Struthioniformes, Struthionidae. Gene Ontology annotation, cellular component: nucleus; cytoplasm. Gene Ontology annotation, biological process: negative regulation of protein phosphorylation; negative regulation of JNK cascade. Gene Ontology annotation, molecular function: protein binding. The record is from RefSeq and is a predicted model, not a curated record.
GUAAGGGUCUGUGUCCCUCGGCCUGAUGUCCCCUUGGCUUGGCAUCCCCUCAUCUCGACGUCCCCUCGGCCCGCUGUCCCUCAGACCAACGUCCCCUCCUCGGCAGACCGCAACCCGCUCCGGUCCCGCCGGUCCCUUCCCAGGCAAACCAACCUCAACAGGCGUCCGCAGCCGCCGAUGCAGAGUGGUUCCCAGUCAUCCCCACUCCUUCGGAAAGCAGGGCAGGAUUUUGGCUUCCUUGUCUGAUACUUAACACUUUUAUUUGUAGUAUUUUAAUACUUAAGACUAAACAAAGCUGAUCUUCGAACUCAGAACACGUUCUUGCUUUCCAUGUUUUCCCCUCCUGUUGCUAAGAAUUGCCAACAGCUUGGCUUCGCUGCCGCUCAGUUCCUCCAGUUUUGUACCGUGGGAUACCCGAAAGAAUUAAUGACGCUAGUGAUACAAUAACUGGACAGCUCAGGACCCCGUAUGCCUCCCUUGAGCUCUCAUCGCAUCCCAGUGAGGUGCUAGGAGAGCUCCUCGUGCCUCUGCUGAACACCCCUCCGAGGAACCGCGUGGGCGGCAGGGAGAGAGCAGCACCUCCGACUCCUCUAGCCUUCAUCACUGCAGAGCAGGAAAACGGUCCCCCAGCGUUCAGGACAGUCUUUCUGCACGCUUGGAAGUGAUUGUUGGUCCCAUUUUGACGCCACCAAGAUGGCACCCAAAAAGAAACCCACCAAAAAGUCUAAGGUGGUCAAAGGAGAUGCAUCCAUCACCCCCAUGAUGGUGGAAGACGCUCUGCUGGAUGUUGAACACCUCAAUCACUUGAAUGGUUUGUACGACAGCGGCUCCAACGGCUUCCACUGCACAGCUACGGAGGUUGAAGCGCCGGACCAUGGAGCCGGCCUUCUGGAAGGGGUGAACAAGAUGCGCCAGGAGCGCUUCCUCUGUGAUCUCACCAUUGCCACCAAAACAAAGUCCUUUGAGGUGCAUAAACUCAUCCUGGCUUCCUGCAGCAUGUACUUCCACAGCCUGUUGCAGAGAGACCCCCAGCUGCACCGGGUGGAGGUCCACAACAUCUCCCCGCUGGGCUUGACUUCUGUCAUCACAUACGCUUACACAGGGAAGCUGAGCCUCUCGCUGUACACCAUCGGGAGCACCAUCGCUGCAGCCACCCAGCUGCAGGUGCCAGCGCUGCUGAACAUGUGCAGCGACUUCCUCAUUCAGGAGAUGGAUGUGGAGAACUGUGUGUAUAUCGCCAACAUCUCGGCCACGUACAGCCUCAACCAGGUGAAGGACGCCACCCAGAAAUUCAUCCGGGAAAACUUCCUGGAGUUCUCCAAGACUGACCAGUUCAUGAAACUCCCCUUUGAUCAGAUCAAUGAGCUGCUGAUGGACGAUGGCCUGCAGAUUCCCAGCGAGGUUGCAGCCUUCCAGAUAGCUGUGAAGUGGCUGGAGUUUGACCCGAAACGGGUCCGGUACGCUGCUGACCUCCUGAGCAACAUUCGAUUUGGCACAAUCUCAGCUCCAGACUUGGUCAACCAUGUGCAACCUGUGCCACGCAUGAUGCAAGAUCCGCAGUGCCACAAGCUCCUCGUGGAUGCCAUGAACUACCAUCUGCUUCCCUACCAGCAAAACACACUUCAGUCUAGGAGAACCAGGAUACGGGGAGGCCAAAGGGUGCUUGUCACAGUCGGGGGCCGUCCAGCUUUGACUGAGAAAGCUCUUAGCAGGGAAAUCAGCUACAGGGAUGCAGAGGGAAACUGGAACAAGCUGACAGAGAUGCCAGCAAAAAGUUUUAACCAGUGUGUGGUGGUGAUGGAUGGGUUCAUCUACAUCGCAGGUGGGGAAGACCAAAAUGAUGCCAGGAACCAGGCUAAGCAUGCUGUCAGCAGUCUGAGCAGGUACGACCCACGCUUCAACACCUGGCUGCACCUGGCCAGCAUGCAGCACAAGAGGACACACUUCAGCCUGAGCGCCUGUGACGGGCUCCUCUAUGCUGUCGGAGGGCGCAAUGCUGGGGGCAUGCUGGCGUCCAUCGAGUGCUACGUCCCCACCACUAACAGCUGGCAGACUAAGGCAAGCCUGGAGACACCCCGCUGCUGCCAUGCCACCACCGUCAUCGACGGCAAACUCCUGGUCACCGGUGGCUACAUCAACUAUGCCUACUCCCGCACCGUGUGCAACUACGAGCCCAGCACCAACACCUGGAAGGAGCAGGCAAGGCUCAGCACGCCUCGGGGCUGGCACUGCGCAGCCACCGUGGCCAACCGGGCGUACGUGCUGGGUGGGAGCCAGCUGGGUCCCCAGGGCGAACGGGUGGACGUGAUGCCUGUGGAGUGCUACAGUCCAGCCACGGGGCAGUGGAGUUACGUGGCGCCCCUGCCCACGGGGGUCAGCACAGCCGGGGUGGCUCUGCUGGAGGGGUGCUUGUGUCUAGUGGGUGGCUGGAACGAGAGCGGGAAGAGGUAUCAGAAGUGCGUGCAGUGCUACAACCCUGACCUCAAUGAGUGGGCCGAGGCCGAGGACCUCCCCGAGGCCACUGUGGGUGUGUCGUGCUGCACAAUCACCCUCCCGCGCCCCCAGAGCCGCGAGUCCCGGGCCAGCUCCGUGGCCUCAGCCGCAGCCAGCAUGUAAGGAGGCCUGGGUGCCACACGCCUUAGGCCAGCAGCUAGGAAAGGAGACAGAGCUCAGGCCUUGCCCAUGGUGUGCAGGGCAGCUGGAUGGGGUAGUACACUUAUGUUUGAAGUCACUCCAAGGUCUCAAAUACUCUUCUUCCAUCACAGCACAUUUUGAGCUCUAGGAAAGCUGCCUGCAUCUCUCCAUCCUGCCGCUUAAGCAGGGAUUGUUAAGCAGGGCAGACACGGAAUCAACCAUGGGAGGGAACAACCUUUCUCAUCAGUCUGCAGUGCUAUAUCACAUCGUGAAAAAAAAAAAAAAAAGAAAAACAGUAAAACAAACUGGAGUAAUGCAGGAGGAAUUCUACUGUAGGAAUAGUAUCGCAAGACACUUUCAAAACAACAGUAGUAAUUGUAUUAGAUAUAAGAAAGUGACAGGUCUAGAAUAGCUCCUGUUGCUCUUCACACAACAACUGUUUGUUCAAGGGAAACAUAUUUAUUAAUAACUCAUUGAAGCUAGACACCUUCAGAAAGUGAAUCUUUAUACCAGGAAAGACAAUCAAUCAUUGGAACAACUUACUAAGAUUUCUGUUCUAAGAGCUCUGUUUCAGCUCAAGCAGAGAGAAUCGGGGAGUGCCAGGGGACGCUAACUAUAAGGCUCCAGGCGAUUCAAGAGGCAAAUGGUGCCCUGAAAUUAAGUAUCAGCUAGAUCAGAGGCCAGCAGCUCUUCAUAUCUUAAGCAGGAGCCAUCUUAGAUAUAUUCCUAGUACCAUCAAGCUGACAGCUUGGUCUUCAACUCAGUCGCUGCUUCACCAUUGUUGUAAAAUCAGGGUCUGGCCUAAGAGACUCCUAAAAGGAGAAUGACUAUAAAGAGGCCACUUGUUUCCUCAAACAAGUGUUUGCUCAGUGUCUGGAGACCCUCCCUGUCAUGAGCGCAUACAUGCACUGAGUUUGAGUGAGACAACUUAUUGGUCUUUCUUUAAAAUCUGACAGACCCCUCUUGGCACAGAACCUCUGUGCUCUUCUCACCCCACGGCUCUAGUGCUGUACUAGGACACAAUGGCCCUUCAGAGGGCGUAGGGAUUGCAGGAACUCCUUUACAGGGCCGCAGAGGUCGGGACUCACACUCUCAGUUUCGGUAUCUCAGGACAACCCUCAUCACAGCGAUCCAAAACCCUGCCCCAGCAGGUCUCAGAUACAGCCUAAGAGUUAUGAUAACCUGUGACAUGCAGGAGGUGAGAGAUUGGUGUUUUCCUGGCCCCAACCCAUGCUUAUCACAGAACACCACACAGAAGUCAUAUGCUGAGGCCAGAAUCUUUUGAUAAUGGGGGUCAUGCUACUGGAGAACAUUUAUAUGCAAUUCCAGACUGGCUUGUCACCUCUGUCUUGGACCUUGGCUGCAAGUGAACUAUGCAAUGCUGAGCAUCCAGGCAAACGCUCUUGGUUUUGGUCUUUUUUGCACAACGUAACAAAAUCACAACCAGGAAGCCACUGAACCCCUUAAAGGGGACUCCCAUGUGCUGCACGCCAGGCAAUGCCAAGGCAAGAACUUCAGAAAAACAGAUCAUAUUGCACUUACUUCACCAAAAUCGCCAAAGCUGAAAAGCCAAUAAGCAGGUUGCGUGGGUUAUCAUUCACAUAGGAGAGGUAUUGAUCUUUCCCUAGGAAUUCCCUAUUUCAAUUCAGACAGGGUAGGUUCAUACCAAGAAGCCUAAACCUAUGCAAAGGCAGUACAGAGCUACAUAGAUGCAUUAUUUCUGUUCAGCAAGUUUACUCUCCUCCAUGCAUUUUUUGCAUGAACAGAACAUGCUGCACUGCAUAUUCUGGAAAGGGCCCCAUCCUGAACAGCACUGGCAGCCUCCUCUGGUUUACAAUUCAAAAUAGGCUUUCCUUGCUGGAGUUACAGCACUUGAAAAGUGCUGUAAUCUUUGAGACAACACUAUACUAGUCACUGGUGUUACAGAGCGUGCGUGUAUUUGAAUGGAAGUGAACUUGUCCCUUGUUCCUUCUUUUUUUUUUAAUUACAUUUUUUACUGCUACAUGCUUGAGAGGACAAAAUGCUAGAGCAGAGGCAAGGAUGUUGCUGAACUCCAGUUGCGUGAGCUGUGUUGUCCUGCAAGGAAUUUUCUCUCUAAACAAUAAAAGCCACUCCUUUGCAGGGGCAGUCUGUCUGGCUGUAUAAUUACAGUAUUUGAUUUUUACCAACUCCAGUAGGUAUUGAAGUAUUUUUAACCAAGUCCAGAUCCAUCCUCCACCUUUCAGGUACUUUUAGUAUUAUCUUGUUAGCACUUCUGCAGUGUGUUAAGAGCACCAAGGAGAUCCCUGGGGUAGGAACAACUCUACCAGCUGUAGGUAAGGGCAGCUGAGGUCACCCACACACACUACUAAAGGAAGCAGCAGGGAUCAUGAGUUGUUCUGCUGGCUGAUAUUCAGCCCCCUCUUGCCCUGGCAGGUUUGAAUCUUGGUUCAGGAGCCUUGCCAGUCCCAGAACACUGCCAGCAGCAUAUGCAUUAGUCAUUCAGGCUCAGGCGUUUUAACCAAGUUCUGUCAUGCUUAUUUAGACAAAAACCCUCAGCCACGUUUUGAAUCUACUGCUGUGCUUUAUCAAGAGUCUGAAAGGGAGGUAUGUGCACCAUUUCCUUUCUGUUUUUCCUAUUGAACUUACACUUCACUGGGUCUUAGGGCACCUGAGGUUUUUCACAAAUACAGAACCCCUCUUCCACUUUUAAGAGCAGACCACCCUUCUGACUGCAGGCUUGGGCUGUGGGAAGACCAGAACAAGCAUGUUGAACUCUUCUGUCCUCCUCUGGAAUUUAACCCUCAGAAAAUUGUUCUGCACCUCAAGUGGCCAAAAAUAUUUUCUUUCUAUGACCAGCCACUGACUCUAGUAACAAUUUUGCUGCUUAAUUAUACUGUUGGACAAUACAAAAGUGAAGACUACACAUUAAAUCCAACACCUGCUCCUUGAGAACAGCACCUUCUCUUCCAACUGC